Molecule: messenger RNA, 6625 nt
Organism: Drosophila kikkawai
Lineage: Eukaryota; Metazoa; Arthropoda; Insecta; Diptera; Drosophilidae
Gene: larp
Product: La related protein
Biological process (GO): positive regulation of translation; mRNA stabilization
Cellular component (GO): cytoplasmic stress granule; cytosol
Molecular function (GO): RNA cap binding
Source: RefSeq, a predicted model, not a curated record
GUUUUUGCGUCGACGCCGAAGAGUACGUUUUCGUAGAUAUCAGCUGUCCGCUGUCUGCGACGCCCUGGAAGCGCGCUACCACCCUGUUCUUUUUCUUUUCGACCGUAGAACCACAUGUCUGGUAACCGAGAUUUUGAUUUUCUUUUCGGCGGUAUAAUGCACCAGUUAAUUGACUAAUUGCGAUUAAUUGACAAGAUCCACGUGCACGGCGACGACGGCAAUUGACAGAUUAUCGCGACUGACGACGAACAGUGUGUGAAUCGCAUUUCGGGCGAAAAUAAUAUCGUAACGUUCUCCCCCGUCCAGCGCGUGAGUGAGUGCGAGCGAGACGCAGCGGUAACGGCAGUGAGAGCGAGUGAGAGAGCGAGCGUGCGAAGUGUGUGUGCGAGGAAACCCGCAAAAGUAAAGCAACAAUAACAACACACGCACGCACACAAACGCGAGCGUGGAGCUGCCCAAAGUGCGUAGUGUAACAGCAAAAAGCAUAUCGAAAAGUGAGCGCACGAAAACACAGCGGAAUUCGUGUCAAAAAUCUAGUUGCCGACUUGAUUUGAAUUCUAGGAGUUUCUGUUCGAAAGCCGUUCAAUCGCCCAUUGAUUAUACACGCAUCCCGUUGACAAGGCCCGGAAGCAGCCAAGAGUUUUCCCGACCCCAAACAACGAGGAUCAGCCGCUGAAGAAAGCCGGAGCAGGAGCAGCACAUCUGCUGCCUACUCUGGAGAAGAACCCGACACCAAGACAGAAGGAGUAGCAGCAGCAGCCACUGAGCUACAGAGGAGCAUGUCCAGCAAGGAGGAGACACCCUCUACGGGUGGAGCCGCAGCCGCAGCUCCCGUGGCCACCGCUUCUGGCAGUGCCACCACCUCGUAUGCCAAUGUGGUGCAGAAUUUGGACACCAAGAAGGCCGCCAAUACGACCAGCACCACCGUCACCGCCUCGACCUCUGCUUCUGCCUCCGUGGAUAACAAAGAAAACCAGCCAAAUCUAAAGAGCUUCAAGUCGUGGAGCGAGGAGACCGCAGCCGCUGAGGCAGCCGGGGAAUCCAUCGCCAGCAGCGUCAGCUUGGCCCUUGCAGGUGAAAAGCGUGCCGCCGCAUCUGGAGGAGAUAACACCGCUGAGAACUCUUCGGAACUAGACGAUAACAAUGACUUUGUGCCGGUACUAUCCCACCAUCGACGCGAUCGCAAAAAGGCGCGCAAGGAAAAGCCACGCGAUCAGCCGCAGACCGGAGGCCGUGGCGAUGGUCAGAAAUCCCACCAGGCUGGCAGACGUGCCCCUGGAUCCUCGGACCCCGAACGCAAGCAGACAGUAAGGCCCCGUGCUUCCCGCGGUGGCAGUCCCCGCAAACAGGGAGCUGGAGCUGGAUCGGCGGCUGGUGGAGCUGCUGCAGCUGGAGCUGGAGCUGUUGCUGCUGCCAAAGUACACAAGGAUCGCAAGGAUACCUCACCGAGUGCCAGCAUCGAGGGAGCAGGAAGCAGCGGCACCGAGACCAAGUCGGGUGAUGGGGAUCAGCAGGCGGCUGGUGAGAAGGGAGCUGCUGGAGCGGCUCCGCCACCCAAACGAUUCAUCGCAGCACCACCGCCCAAGGUCAAUGCCUGGAAGAUAUCGGCUAAACAAUCCGGCAGCCCCAAGGCAGGAACCUCUCCAUUGGACAAACGUGUUUUGCAGCCCAAGGCACAGCAACAACAGCAACAGCAAUCCAAGCAGACUGCCAGCAGCAACAACAACGCACAGAAUACAAGCGGCAACAAAAAGACACAACAACCUCAACAGGGGGCAGCAGCAACAACCAACACACAGACAACAACAGGAGCAGUAGCAAGCACAGCGGCACCAUCAACAACAGCAGCAGCAGCAGCAACACCGAGCACAUCGGCAGCAGCAGCAGCAACAGCAACAACUGAAACAGCAACAACCACUGUUGAUGCGACUCAGGCAGAUGCGCUAGCCAAAGUCGUGGUAAAGGACAAAAGGAAGGUCAACCAAAAGGCCAGCGACUUCAGCAACGUUGGUGACUGGCCCACGCUAAUCGGUGGAAUUUCUGGCAGUGGCAAAGCCCCCAGCAACGAACCCAAGCGCAACCCAACGAAAAAACAGCAGCCAGCCAAAGCAGCCGUAGCCAGCAGCAACACAAGCACUCCAAGUGAAGUUGCCACAGAGUCUAACAUCGCAGCACCCACCAGCAGCAGCAACAGCAGCAGCAAUAGCAAUAGCCAAGCAACAGCCACAGCCGCUCCUGUUGCCAGCACGAGUCAUGAUGCCAAAGCCCAGCGAGACGCUGAACCAGCAACCGAUGCUGCUCCAGCAGCUGCUGGCUCCACUGCCGGGCCUUCCCUCACCAAGAAGCUACCCAAGCACAAGUGGCGUCCGCUGCCCAUCGAUCUGGCCAAGUCCAGUCGCCCUAAACCGAUUGGCGGCCGGCCCAAUCGGCGGCUCAGCGAUGAUGGCACCGACCAGCGCCGUCCGCCGCGCUCCUAUCACGAACGCCAGUCAGCUGCAGGAGCAGCGGGAGCAGAAUCGCGCCAGUCAAACGCUGGCCGUCAUCCGUACGUCCCACGCUCCGCGACUGCUGCGUCCGAGCGCGUGGAUUCCUGGCGUAGCAGCGGCAGCACCGCAGCCUUCGAUGAGCAGCGCUCUGGAGCAGCGGGUGGUGCCGGGUCAGCAGCGGGAACAGCGGCAGCCGCUGGAUCAGCAGCGCGCGGGCCGCGUCGCUUCCGGACGCCGUAUCGCGGCGGGCGGCAAGGCCGGGGCGGAUUCGCCCGACAGGGACCAGGUCGUCCGACUCAUCGCAUACCACGCCAUCUGCUAGCUUCGGGCGAGUAUGCCAACUAUCUGCCGGCGGACGCCGCUGGCGCCGACUCCUCGCAGUCGUCGUAUGUGCUCAUGGGCACCCACUACUUUGGCAAUGUGCCCGCCGCCUACAUUGAAAUGGACGCCAACAGCGUCAAGGAGGCCAUCAAGAAGCAAGUUGAAUACUAUUUCAGCUCCGAUAAUCUUACCGGCGACUUCUUUUUGCGCCGCAAAAUGGACCCCGAGGGCUAUAUCCCAGUGACCCUGAUUGCUUCGUUCCAUCGCGUUCUCGCCCUGACCACCGACGUGGCCUUGAUAGUGAACGCCAUUAAGGAAUCGGAUAAAUUGGACCUCUUUGAGGGUUACAAGGUGCGCACUAAGACGACACCGACCGUUUGGCCCAUCAGCGAUGUGCCGGACGCUCAGGAAGGGGACCCAAAGGCUUCACAGCUGGAGAAACAGCAAUCGGAGACGGCGGAGGAGGAGGAUCAAGAGCAACUGGAGGAGCAGACUGAGGUUGGAUUGUCGUCGCCGCCCAUUCUCACAUCGGCGAUGGCAACGAAGCCGCUAAGCAGCAUUCCGCCGCCGCCGGUGCCGCGCAACUCGCAGAAUCUGAUGCCUAAAAUGCUGCAGGAGAAGCAUCAGCAGCCAAGAUCCUCGUCGGCCAUUGCCUCUCUCAACUCGGUGAAUGCGAUCAGUGCUUUGACCCAGCAUGUGGAGGGUGGUGCCGCCGAGCUGGCUGGACACUUGAGUGGUCUGGCAGAGAGUGUGAAGCCCAAGUCCUCGUCGACGCCGGAUAAAAGGUCGGCUGCUGGCGGCGGCAAGGGAGCUGGGGCAGCAGUUGCUUUGGUGGCGGAGCCGGAGGGCAUGUGGAAAGAGGUAAAGAGACGCUCCAAAACAAAUGCUAUCAAAGAAAACGCUACUAAAUCAGCCAACAACAACACGUCAACACCACAACAACAGCCACCGCUUUCACAAACGCUCAACAACAAUAACAAUGAUAAUGUCAAAACGAACAACACCACGUCCAAGUCCUCGUCCACGUCCACGUCCAACGCCACAUCCAACGCCUCAUCAUCCGCCACUGUGUGUGUUACCACGAACAAUGCUUCCUCAGCCACCAAAGCAACCACCAAUGCCACAAAAACCACGAAAACCACCACUACCACCGCCACCUCCACAAACAACAACAUCAAAUCUGGCAAUGCUGCUUACUCCAAUACCCACUCCAAAUCCUCAUCCAAAACAGCUGCUCCGCCAUCCGCUCAGUGCCAUGCCGAAAAGGAAGAACUAGACUUCCAGUUUGAUGAGGAGCUAAUGGACCCCCUACCCCCUGGAACCGGACGUAUCAACAACUUCACCGAGAACUUCUCCGACGACGAUGAAUCCGACUAUGAGUUUGCCGACCGUGACAUUAACAAGCUGCUGAUUGUGGCCCAAGUGGGCCGGGCACCCAAACACGAGGGCUAUGAUCGCACCGCUGACUUUACAUCUCGCACCAAAAUCACCCAGGAUCUGGAGAACAUCAUUAACGACGGGCUGGUCAACUAUGAGGAGGAUCUGUGGACCACCACGAAUGUGGAGCCCGAUUACAAGACUGUCAAAGUAAUUUCACAGGCUGACUUUGAGAAACUGGCUGGUGGCCGUGUAAAAUCGGUGGUGCCACCGCAAUUGGCACCUCCACCGCCGCCAUUUGAUGAGCACGAUCUGGAUGCUGAUGAAACCCUUGUGGGUGAUACUACUCUGAACUCUACGCUGAACUCGACACUGAAGUCUCGACGAGCCCGCUUUUAUGCUGCUCCUAAUUCCCACUCAAUCGAUCCCCGCACACCCAGGAAGCGGAAACUCCGUCACACCGCCAAUCCACCUGUGGAGGCUCAUGUAGGUUGGCUGCUCGACACCGUGGAGCACCGACCACGCACCACCUCCAUGGGUUCGUCGGCGGGCACAUCACCCACUACCUCUUCUUACGGAUCCUUUGGCUCAUCGGUGCCACAAUCGCUGCCCAUAUUCCAGCAUCCGUCGCAUGCGCUGCUCAAGGAGAACAACUUCACCCAGCAGGUCUACCACAAGUACCACUCCCGCUGCCUCAAGGAGCGCCGGCGCUUGGGCUUUGGACAGUCGCAGGAGAUGAACACCUUGUACCGCUUCUGGUCGUUCUUCCUGCGCGAGAACUUUAACAAGAGCAUGUACAACGAGUUCCGUACUUUGGCGUUGGAGGAUGCCGGAAAUGGAUUCCGCUAUGGCCUGGAGUGCCUUUUCCGGUUCUUCUCGUACGGUCUAGAGAAGAAGUUCAGGCCGAAUGUCUAUCAGGAUUUCCAGGACGAGACAGUUGCCGACUACGAGACAGGUCAACUGUACGGCCUCGAGAAGUUCUGGGCCUUCCUAAAGUACUACAAGAACGGUGAGAAGCUGGAGGUGCAGCCCAAGCUGGCGGAGUAUUUGAAGAGCUUCAAGAAUAUCGAAGACUUCCGUGUGGUGGAGCCGGAGAUCAAUGAGAUGUUGCAGGGAGUGGGCAGCCUGAAUCCUGGUCGCCAGCUAAACAGACAUCGCAGCGUGUCCGAAAGCGAUGGCACGGCUGUGAUUACGGCCGGCGGUCGUCGCCUUAACACCACCAUUACCAAUCGCAGCGACUAUGUGGGUAGGCUGCUCCAGCAGCAGCAGCAGCAGCAACAACAACAACAGCAGCAGCAUCAUCAGCAACACCAGCAUCAGCAGGGAUACGGCGGUUACAAUCAGCAGCAGAACAGACGACGCACUGGCUCUUUUGGCAGCAGUACAGUGCGCAUUCGCAGCGGUUCCCUGGGCAAUAAGCCACAGGUGGUGAAUCGCAAUCAGGGAUCGCAGCACGAGUUGCGACGCGGCGGCAGCAAUACUGGCCUGGCGCCACAUAAGCGACAGCAGCAGCAACAAAAGCCCAAGCCCGGCGCCGGUUCACAGGCCAACACAGUCCGUGCCAGCACAUCAGCAGCUGCGACAGCGGCAACCACAUCCUCAGCGGCAGCAGCAGCAUCUACAACAGCAGCGCCGGCGGUCACGGUAACGGGCACAUCGUCGUCGCAGAAGUAAUUAGACGACAAUGCAGAGACAGUUUUUUGAUGAUUAGGCUUAGGUUAAAAUCUACCUUAGUUUUCAGGGGGCGCUCGUAUUUGCAUUGCUCUCCAACACACUCUUUUGUUUAUUCAUUCUUUUUAUUCUUAUUAUUAUUAUUUUGUAGUAUUCGAGUCAAGCGUAAUGUGGGAACAGUCGUGUUAGCUUUUAGCAUAAUUAAGUGAAAAUUUUUGAAAUUUGUUUAUUGCAAUUUGCUUAGCGCGUUGGUUUAGUAGUUACGAUUCUUUCUAAUUGUUUGUUUCUCGCAUCCCCUCGACUAAAAACAACAAAAAACUAUAAAAAAAAAAAUGGUUGCUUACAAAAUGCUCAAUGUUUGUUGUUAGCACACACUCACACCCAAAACACAUACAACACACAGCGGGGUCUGUCUGCUUUGUACCAGUGCCAACCAGCCAUGAUCUUGAAAAAAAGUUAACGAAUCGAAAACGAUUGCCCUUAUUUUUUGUUUUGUUGAUUGACUAUUCCCUUUAUUAUUAUAUUAUUUUUUUUUUUUUGUUUGCGAAACAAAAAUCAAGGCAAAAGAUUUUCCUACUUAGAGCAGCGUUGAUUGUUGACGUAAUGCCAUGAACUGUUGUACUAUAUACGAUUAAAGAUAAUAACCAUAACGAAUAACCCUAUGCAAACUCUACCUAACGAGAAAGCUGAAUAGAAAUCAAAACGAAAUUGAUACGCAACACACAACCAAAUGAUCUUAAUGCAAAUACAUUUUGUAAAUUACAAAGAAA